This is a messenger RNA of Colletotrichum truncatum, 1215 nucleotides long. RefSeq names its product adhesin aida-i. NCBI's taxonomy places the organism in Eukaryota, Fungi, Ascomycota, Sordariomycetes, Glomerellales, Glomerellaceae. The record is from RefSeq and is a predicted model, not a curated record.
AUGUCAACAAAUCGCAGGAGAGGCGCGAAAAUUCUUCUCCUUGUUUGUUUGGCGCUUACUGCUCAUUUGUAUUUCGCGGCCGACAAUUCCAAUUGUUCCGAUACUCAGGCACCAACAUACCCUGAAGCAAGCGAAUCUAACAAUGCUUUCAUCCCAUUCGUCAAUGCCCCCUUUCCAAUCCUUACCUACUCACCUGCUUUCGACCUCUCCAUUACGACGGAAUGGAACAAGCCCAAAUACAUUGGCCGUGCUGCCAUGGAUACCGGUUCAACCGGUGUCAUGAUUGGCGGUGGUUUACUCGGAUUUUCAGACGCAACUAAGUUCGAAAAAUCGCGACCAGGAAGCGAGUACCUCUCUUCGAGCGGGAGGCUGUGGACUGGUUAUUGGAUUGAUGCCGAUGUCACGUUCUAUCUUGCUGAGAGGGAUGAGCAGGGGCAACGCCAACAAGUUGUCAGCCACAUUCCGAUUCUAGCCGUAAAUGAGUCAAGCACUUGCCUAGCUUAUGGAAAACUUGGGUAUUGCCCAGAAGAAGAAAAACAAAACGUCGUCAAAUGGCCGAACAGUACACACUAUCUUGGCGUCGGCUUUGGCAGAGGCAGCGUGCAACAGCCACAGGCAUCGCCCGAUAAGAAUCCAUUUGUUAAUGUCGGUAAGAUCAGAGGAAGCGAGGUGAAAGAUAUUCACCAGGGCUAUAUCAUCACUCAGAAUGGGAUACACGUCGGCCUUACGAAAGAUCUAGCGGCUCAGUUCCGGAAAACAAAGUUGGAUGUGAGAGCAGGAUCAAAGGCCCCCGACUGGGCCAUGGCAAACAUGGCGACCCGUAUAAAUGGCUCCCCCUACAAUCAUGGCAAGGCACUUUUCGACACAGGUAUCAACCGAUCAUACGUUACAGUACACCAAGAUAUUCAGUCAAAGACGAAGACAGAGCCAUCCCGAUUAAUCAAGAAUAACCCAAAGGUUCUGGUGCCUGGAAGCGUAGUGGAGGUAUUAGUGCCAGAUGAGAAGAAUCCUAUUGCCAACUACACAGUUACUGUCACGGGGGAUCCUCAAGGCAUGGAGCCCCUAGGAUACGUUAUGAAGGAUCCUCCGUCACCUUCCUCAACAACUGGGCUUUUUAUUAACACUGGUAGAAUGUUUUACGAUGGAUUUGACGCGAUGCUAGAUUCUGAAUGUGGUUGGUUUGGGCUGCGGAAUCGGCAAGAGCCUAUGACCUAA